GAAAGCGUGCAGAACUGCAUGGUAUUUAAGUUGUGAACACUUGGGCGAAGGAUUGAAUGUUACGUUAACAUUUACUUCGGCAAGAUGUACUUUGAUUUUCUUUUGAUAUUUUUGGGGUUUAUUGUACUCUUUUUCGUUGUUCUUGAAAAACGAAGCAAGAAAGGUAAAAUUGUGCCUGGACCAAAUGGAUUACCAAUAAUAGGUUCUGCUUUUGAAUUUGAUUUCCUCACAACUCAUGUAAAGUUCAUGGAGUACGCGAAACAAUACGGGAAAAUAUUUCGUUUGAAGAUGUUUACAGUAAAUCUUGUAGUUUUGAAUGACGCAGAACUAGUUCGUAAAGCAUUUGCUGGGGAAAGUUACAAACGUAUAUUCAAUGACCGUGCGAAUACCUUUUUCGGGGAUUAUUUUCGUGCAGGUAAACAGUCGCUAGCUUUCAUGAUCGAUGGUUCCGGAACUCUUCAUAAAACAGCACGGAAGGCAUUUUUCAAAGCAUUGCACAUGUAUGGGAGUGGUUUUCAUGACUUGGAAACUAACGUUUUGACUGAAAUGAACUAUUUGGUGAGAAGAAUUGAGGACCAGCCUGUGUUUGAUUGUUCAUACAUGGUAAAACGUUCCUUGGCUAACAUUGUAUCACUCGUGCUUAAAGGAGAACUUGUUUCGGACACGGACCCUGAUUUGGAUGUUUUUUGGGGACAUGGGACAGGAGGGGAAUUCUUCCUCAAUCCUUACAACAACACGAUGUUGACUACCUUUCCUUUACUACGAUUCUUGCCUGGACAAUUCCGAACAAAUUUUCAGAAACAGUGCCACGUCUAUGAAAGAAUUGCAAAACGCUAUUUUCAUGAUGUUAAGAAAACAUAUAGACCUGGUCAAUCCAGAGGUAUUGUAGAUGUAUAUCUAGAUGAACAAAGGAAAGAGCUUGAGACCGGAAGUGACAUUUUCUUGACAGACGCUAGGAUAAUAGCCCAGAUUGUUGAAACAGUAGACACCGGUAUUAUGACAACGUGGACAGCUUUGACCAACUCGAUGUUGGUUCUAUGCAAUUUUCCUCAAUACCAAUUAAAGAUUCAGGAAGAAUUGGACAGAAUAAUUGGAAAAGAUAAUACUCCAACAUAUAAAGACAGAAGUAAGUGCCCGUUCUUUUUGGCAUUUGAAAUGGAGGUUCAUCGUUUCUUGCCAGUUCUCCCACUAAAUCUACCUCAUGUGUGUCGAUCACGUGUCCAGUUUGAGGGGUAUGACAUAAAGCAAAACAGCACGAUAAUUGCCAACAUUUGGUAUAUCAACCAUGACGAGGCGACCUGGGGAGACCCAUGGAACUUCCGGCCGGAAAGGUUUCUUGAUGAACAAGGCAAUCUCCUACCGAGGGAUCACAAACUUUGCCAGACGCAGUUGACAUUUGGAGUGGGUAGUCGCCUUUGUCCAGGUGACACAUUUGCUAAGACGCGGUACUUCAUGUUUCUAGCCACUCUCUUACGACGCUGGAACUUUGAGUUCCCACCAGGUGAAGAGAAACACUGUGACUCCAGACGGACAGACACCAUCCAGACCAAAGUUAACAUGAGAGCAAAACCGUUCAUGUGCCGGGCAAAAGAGAGGUCGAAUUGAGACUAGGCUUUCCACGUACCAAGUUGUAUUAGGUCUCUAUAUAGUAUAUACAUUGCUAAUACGUCAAUGGUGUGAUUUCGGGAUCAAUAAAAAUAUUUAUAAUUUGAUAUCCUAUACAAAAAUGAAUUUAUACUUACAAAUAGCUAAAUAUAUUUAUUUUGUAAUAAUACACGUAGCAUGAAAAGGACAGUCACGACAGAGCAUCGAUAAAAGAAAGGUAUGUUUAUCUUACGGGCGGGUGAAUGUUUUCUGAACUAGGAUAAGCAAAAUAAAGUGCCAAAUACCUAACUAAAUCCACGAGCUAUUAGCAAAGACGUUCCAUACUCUUGUGAUGUGAUAACCCUUUUUUAUCACCAACCUUCUAGCAGUGUAGCAACAAUGUACUAUAACAAUUAGUUAAUGAAAUCGGUUCAUUCUACGUCAUAUCAAGCAGGUUAUAGUCCUUUGUAAAAACAGAAUAUACUGUUUAUCGAAUGCAGUACAGAUCGCAAUUUACUUGUAUUUACUUGUGUAUGCAAAACAGAUUUUUAUCGGAUGCAUACAAAUUUGCAACAUAGAUUCACUCGUAUGCAAUGCAUAUUUACGCAACAACUAUUUUCAACGGAGGGUCGUAUUUAAACAUGUUAUAGAAGGAGUACUGCGUAAGUGGUUUAAUUUAUGCAGGUAUUAAAAUCUAAUACAUUAGGGUUUAAUGAUAAUCAAGUUAAAAUAAGAAAAGCUUAGAUGAUUAUGAAAUUACAGUAAUGCUAUACAUAUUUCACUGUCUGAUGUAUGCGAUAACGUUUAGUAUCAAGAAUUAAGACUCUUCACAAUGGCGUCACAUGCAAUCUUCUCAAGUUCUGGUGUUCUUUCGUUUUUGGAGAAACACGAAAGAAAAAAAACAACUUUUUGUCAGUUCUACCUUUUUAUUGUUGAAUUGAUAUGUUUAACAUUAGUGAAACAUUAAAACAGCUAGUGAGUACUUGAUUUAUGCGUAUGUCUUUGUAAAAGAUGGUUUACGAGAAUAUGUGUCGGGCUAAUUGAUUGUUCUUAAUAGGCAUCCUUAAUAUCUUUCUUUGUUGUCCUUUUGAUUUUAAUAAUUUGUUUUCCGUGCGUUAUUUAUAUCACUUGUUUCUUUGCUUGUAUAUUUGUGCUAUUUUAUAACUAUGUGUAGAUCUACGUUUAUUAAUAAACUGAUACAAACUUUA
Molecule: messenger RNA, 2792 nt
Organism: Ruditapes philippinarum (Manila clam)
Lineage: Eukaryota; Metazoa; Mollusca; Bivalvia; Venerida; Veneridae
Product: cytochrome P450 1A1-like
Exons: 7
Coding region: 85-1605 (506 amino acids)
Molecular function (GO): heme binding; monooxygenase activity; oxidoreductase activity, acting on paired donors, with incorporation or reduction of molecular oxygen
Source: RefSeq, a predicted model, not a curated record